AUGACGUCCACCUUCGAAAGGGUGGUCAAGAGCGUGGUCCGGGAGCUGGACCCCAAAGGAGACCUCAUCCCCGUGGACAGCCUGCGGAGCUCCAUCAGCUUCCGGCCCUACUGCCUGCUGGGCAGGAAGCUCUCCAGCUCAUGGUUCUGGAAACCCCGCUACAAGUGUCUCAACCUGUCCAUCAGGGACAUUCUGGAGCCUGAUGCCCCGGAACCAGCUGUGGAACGCGUCGCCUCUUUCCACAUCGAAGACCUCGUGGACGGGAUGGUGGAGGGCAACGUGGAGGUGAAAGCGCUGGGACAGGGCAAGUUUGUGAGCGGGGCAGCGGUGUCGGCCACAGCCAGCACCUCCGUGAACGUGUGCAUGCUGAAAGUGCCCCUCAACACGUGGGGGGCCAUGAAAAAAGAAAGCUGGGGACAUAUGGUGGGGCGGGCCUGCCAGGAUCUGCCCGCACAGUUCCCCGGACAAGCCCUUCAGGCCGUCGGCGUGGACACUAACCUCUACCUUCAGGCCCUGAAAGUCUUCAGUGACUGGCAUCUGGUCCUCGAUGUCCCCAUCUGUGUGGAGAGGGCUGGAAUUGCCCGGGCGCCCGCAGGACCCUGGAGAGCCCUGGUCAGGAAGGGCAGACUCCCAGGGGGCAAAGGGGAGCCCACCAAGGGUCUGAGGGUCGUCAAGAAGGUGCAGAGCGUCCUGGAGCAGAGCUCCCCCUGGAAGGAGCACAGGGCUGUGUCCCUGCCGCAGGAGCUCCUGGGGAGCAGCUGGGACUCAAAGGCACCUGCCUGGGUCCUGCUGGAGGAGUGCGGCCUGGAGCUGCGGGUGGACGUCCCCCAGGUGCACUGGCAGCCGGACGCGCAGGGCCGCACGAGCGCCCUCUACGCCUGCCUGGUGCUGCUGCCGCAUCUGAGCCAGGACAGCGCUUAG
This is a messenger RNA of Puma concolor (puma), 921 nucleotides long. Lineage: Eukaryota; Metazoa; Chordata; Mammalia; Carnivora; Felidae. The record is from RefSeq and is a predicted model, not a curated record.